Molecule: messenger RNA, 1277 nt
Organism: Monodelphis domestica (gray short-tailed opossum)
Lineage: Eukaryota; Metazoa; Chordata; Mammalia; Didelphimorphia; Didelphidae
Source: RefSeq, a predicted model, not a curated record
GCAAAUGCUUUCAGCCAUCAAGAAGAUUCUAACGGGAUCUUUAAAAUAUGCCAAGAACAAAGAAAGAAAAAUCAAAACUCAAAGGAGCUUCCUCGUCUUUUGUUCCUAUUCUCACAAAGUUCCUGAAAACAUAUGAAAAACACUGUCUCCAGUCUCAGACUUCUGUGUGCCCCACCAUCAAGAAGGCCUUGAAAACCAGCAUAGAGAACAAACAAAUCCUCAGGAAGUUGAUGCUCGUAAGCCCUGCUGUCUCCCCAAAAAACUUCCCAGAAGUUUCUCUUGAACCUUUGCUCAAGACGAUUCGAGAUGAACGAUACAUGCUGGGAAGAGAACUUUGCAUCUGGGGGAUGAAGCUAAAAAAUUCAGAUGUUGCAAGCCUAGCCAUACUUCUAGAGCUGCGAGGACGCACUAUGUACCCAUUUUCUACCCUAGAAAUCAUUAACAGCCAAAUGGACCUGUGGUCGAUAGAGAGGCUGGGCAAGUGUCUUCUUUCAAGCAAUUUGCUCUCAAUUAUAUUGGAUUACAACAAGUUUGGAAAUGAGGAAGUUGAUAUUCUUAUGGCUGGCCUGGAAAAAAACCAAAAGCUUAUGAUUCUUAGCCUCCGUUAUUGUAAUCUGGGACCAACCAGCGGCUCAAAACUGGGCCAGGCAGUUAGUCAAAGUGCCAUUUGUGAACUUUAUCUUAGUGGAAAUUACUUACAAUGUUCUGGGGCCUUGGCUCUCAUCGAACCUAUAGCAGAAUUUGCAGAAAACCAGGGAAAAGAUAAAGCAACAAAGCUUUUACAAGACAGAAGGAGUCCAUCUCAACAAAUGCUUCAAGGUAAAUUGGAAGUGGAGGAACACCUGGUCACUCGGGCACAAACAUUCCAACAUGGAAAUGAUUGCCUUCAAAAGACCCUCAUUUUCCUUACAGGAUUCAAGAAAAACAAAAAAGCAUCUUCUGAAAUUGGUCCUUGGUUAAUCAAGCUGCAUUUGGAUGAUAAUGGCAUAGAUGGAAGAGGGAAAGAAGGAGAAGGGGGCGUACUGGAAUUCACUCAACUUGUAACUUAUCUUAUAAAAUAUUCUGGCCACUUAAGAGAAAUAGAUCUUGGCAAUAAUGUUCUGGGAGAAAUUGCUGCUACUAAUAUACUGGAAGCACUAAAGGAACGAAAGAAAGCCAAACUGCCAAACUUACAUAUUAUAGUCACCCCACAGAUCUCUUCAGAUACUUUCAGGUCCAUCUGGAAAAACAACAGAAACUCUGGCUCUGUCCAAAAGAAAAAGAAGGUAAGCAAUUAA